AUGGGAAAGCGAAAGUCGAAGAGAAAGGCACCGACCAAGGCGAAGGCCGUCGUUCCACUCGACACUCAAUUCAACUGUCCGUUCUGUAAUCACGAACGUGUUUGUGAGGUUAAAAUGGACCGCGAGAAGAACGUCGGCUACAUUUCGUGUCGUGUGUGCUCCGAAGACUUCCAAACCAACAUCAACUACCUCUCCGAGCCGAUCGACGUCUAUUCCGAUUGGGUGGACGCCUGUGAGCAAGCGAACAAUGCCUAA
Caenorhabditis remanei is the source of this 255-nucleotide messenger RNA. RefSeq lists its product as uncharacterized. Gene Ontology annotation, biological process: transcription elongation by RNA polymerase II. Bases 1 to 255 code for a protein of 84 amino acids. The record is from RefSeq and is a predicted model, not a curated record. Gene Ontology annotation, molecular function: RNA polymerase II complex binding. NCBI's taxonomy places the organism in Eukaryota, Metazoa, Nematoda, Chromadorea, Rhabditida, Rhabditidae. The transcript is spliced from 2 exons. Gene Ontology annotation, cellular component: transcription elongation factor complex.